UAUGGUGACUAAGCUGCCCCGCCAGGGGAGGAGGGCAAUCCUUGCUUUUAUUUUUCUUUCCAGACGACCGCAGUUAAGCACGAAAACAAACUUGGAUCAGACGAGCUAUGGGACAACUCUCGUGCUUUCUAUCUUUGUUUAAAGCGGAACAACUGAAAGAGUGUAUCUGAACAGAUUUUCUUCACUUUAUGUUGUUUCAUUGUUGACUCAAAAGCGAAGGGCUGCGCUGAGAAAAAAGAACAAUUGAAAAUCAAGUUAGGCGUCAGCGAGUGCGCACUUUACGCACAAGGCGCACUGUGAAACUGAGAUGCAAAAUCAUCUCGACGGUACAGCCGCACAUAAGUUGGGCUUCAUUUCCUUUGUUGCUGUCAUCUCUUCUGAACUGGCUGCAAUCAUGUGUCGGGGCUAAAACAACAACAACAAAAACAACAAAACUUUUAAGCGUAUAUAAAAACCCUGAGGAGGUACGCCAGACGCAGCAUGGGGGGCAAACAGAGCAGCACGGCAUUUGAUGGCAGAACUCGAGCUUAUUCUAGCUCCGACCUCCCAUCUGGAAACUCCGGUGGAGGAGGGAGGAUCGCGGGUUUCAGAUACACAAAUGGCCCCGACGGCCCACGGAUCAGAAUCACGAGUGGAGCCCCGACCAACUCCGGACUGAGUAUUCCGCCCGGCGGCAGGUCAGGGUCACACAAUCAGAGUCUCGAUGGCACAGAUGGCGAUGAGGACCAACUGCCCCCCGAGGGCCACAGGCUACUUAUAGGGUCCUUACCGGCUCACCUGUCCCCUCGUCUGCUGGGAGGGUUUCACUGUCCUGUUUGCUCCAAGUUUAUGGCAGCGGAUGAAAUAGAGAAGCACCUGCUCAUGUGUUUCAGCAAAACACGCCUCACCUACAACAAGGACAUCCUGUCCAGAGACUCUGGCGAAUGUGCCAUCUGUUUAGAAGAGCUGGAGCAGGGAGACACCAUUGCCAGGCUGCCUUGCCUCUGUAUCUACCACAAAGGGUGCAUAGAUGAAUGGUUUGAGGUGAAUCGCUCGUGUCCGGAGCAUCCUUCCGACUAGGAGCUGUGAAUGUGUCACUUCAGUCUGAAACUGAGGCAAAUGUUUCAGUCUGCAGUACAUCACUGAGGCUGACUGUGUGCCCUGGCCUAAUCCCAACACUGCCUGUUCCAGCUGAGCAUCAGCAUUCCUCAGGGAUUAUAAGACAGUGUGAUGGACAAGUUUUUUCCAUAUUGCCUCAUGGGACAGUGAUUGACUUUGGAUAUAUUUCUCCAUGUGAUGUUAUGUUCAUAUAACCACUGGUGGAGUCAUUUUGACUUCAGAAUAUAUGUGAAUGCUUCUUGUGCCACCUGCCGGCCUAAAAUAGGUGCAUGCAACCUGGAGUCUGAUCCAAACAGUUACGGUGAACUUGGAAUGGUUUUACAACCGAGGACUUUCCCGGCAUGGUGGAAGGACAAUGGUCCAACUGACCACUGAGAGACUUGAUUAGAAGGCUGAUGGUGUGCAAUAUGAAAAACAGCCAAACAGAAUUUAAAAAAACAAAACCUAUAUCAGCUUUAAGGGAUGAUUGCAGUGUUGAUGGUAGUCAGGGAUUAGAUCUUAAUUUUAUUCUAAACUGACUAUCAGUCAUGUUUGUGAAACAAUCAUGUUGUCCUAAACUAAAUUGUCUAACAUUAGAAAGUCUGACUUUGUUGAUCAUUUGGCCAUUUAGUAACACGGUAAUGUGAUUGUGUAGUUUAGUGGUGAAAUUAAAUAAAGGUGAAGACAUAUCUAAAGAUGAUUCAUACUCUUUCUAAGGAGUGCCAUAAUGUGCUGCUAUGUCAUUGACUGGAAAGUUUUCCUAUAACCUUUGAACCAUAGUGUUCAUCAUUCUUUAUUUGUACUGUAAUGAAUUGCACAAUAAUAAAUGUUUUAUUUCUG
Melanotaenia boesemani (Boeseman's rainbowfish) is the source of this 1917-nucleotide messenger RNA. Its product is annotated as E3 ubiquitin-protein ligase ZNRF2-like. The record is from RefSeq and is a predicted model, not a curated record. Lineage: Eukaryota; Metazoa; Chordata; Actinopteri; Atheriniformes; Melanotaeniidae. The transcript is spliced from 4 exons. The coding region runs from base 481 to 1059 and encodes 192 amino acids.